UGUGGCACAGGGAGGAUGUUUUUUCUGGAAGCCGCUGUUGCUCUGGUCAGAGACCUGGGGUGUGGUGAGCAGCAUCUGCCUUCUCUCUGCAGCCUGAACCUCAACACCAGCCAUGGGCGUAUUCUGCUGGAUUACUCCAAGAACCUGGUGACGGAGAAUGUGAUGCAGAUGCUGGUGAACCUGGCCAAGUCCAGGGGCGUGGAGGCUGCCCGGGAGCGUAUGUUCAGUGGCGAGAAGAUUAACUUCACUGAGGACCGGGCAGUGCUGCACGUGGCCCUGCGGAACCGGUCCAACAUGCCCAUUUUGGUGGAUGGCAAGGACGUGAUGCCAGAAGUGAACAGGGUCCUGGAGAAGAUGAAGUCUUUCUGCCAGCGUGUCCGGAGCGGAGACUGGAAGGGCUACACAGGCAAGAGCAUCACGGACAUCAUCAACAUCGGCAUCGGCGGCUCGGACCUGGGGCCCCUCAUGGUGACCGAAGCCCUCAAGCCAUACUCCGCGGGAGGCCCCCGGGUCUGGUUUGUCUCCAACAUUGACGGGACCCACAUUGCCAAGACUCUGACUGCCUUGAACCCCGAGACCUCCCUGUUCAUCAUCGCCUCCAAGACCUUUACCACCCAGGAGACCAUCACAAACGCGGAGACUGCCAAGGAGUGGUUUCUCCUGUCUGCCAAGGAUCCCUCUGCAGUUUCGAAGCACUUUAUUGCCCUGUCCACCAACACGAGUAAAGUGAAGGAGUUUGGAAUUGACCCACAAAACAUGUUCGAGUUCUGGGAUUGGGUAGGCGGGCGCUACUCGCUGUGGUCAGCCAUUGGACUCUCCAUUGCACUGCAUGUGGGAUUUGACAACUUUGAGCAGCUGCUCUCGGGGGCCCACUGGAUGGAUAACCAUUUCCUCACGACGCCCCUGGAGAAGAAUGCCCCCGUCCUUCUGGCUCUGCUGGGUGUCUGGUACAUCAACUGUUUUGGGUCCGAGACUCACGCCAUGCUGCCCUAUGACCAGUACAUGCAUCGCUUUGCUGCCUACUUCCAGCAGGGUGACAUGGAGUCCAACGGGAAGUACGUCACCAAGUCUGGCACCCGCGUAGACCACCAGACAGGCCCCAUUGUGUGGGGGGAGCCAGGGACCAAUGGCCAGCACGCCUUCUACCAGCUCAUCCACCAAGGCACCAAGAUGAUACCCUGUGACUUCCUCAUCCCGGUCCAGACCCAGCACCCAAUAAGGAAGGGUUUGCAUCACAAGAUCCUUCUGGCCAACUUCUUGGCCCAGACUGAGGCCCUAAUGAGAGGGAAGACAACGGAUGAGGCCCGGAAGGAGCUGCAGGCCGCAGGAAAGAGUCCUGUGGAGGUAGAGAAGCUGUUGCCACACAAGAUCUUUGAAGGAAACCGCCCCACCAACUCCAUUGUGUUCACCAAGCUCACGCCAUUCAUCCUGGGAGCCCUGAUCGCCAUGUACGAACACAAGAUCUUCAUUCAGGGUAUCAUCUGGGACAUCAACAGCUUUGACCAGUGGGGAGUGGAGCUGGGGAAGCAGCUGGCUAAGAAAAUUGAGCCUGAGCUUGACAGCAGCAGCCCCGUCACCUCUCACGAUUGCUCCACCAAUGGGCUGAUCAACUUCAUCAAGCAGGAGCGCGAGUCCAGAAGCCUGUAAGCGCCUGCUCCCCGCAGCCCGUCGUGACUCAUGCUUCCUGUCCUUCUCAGCAGUCCGCGCUGGCCGCUGGCUUGGACCACCAGCCCUCUGGGCGUGCCGGUCUGGAACAGCCAUCCUCACCCCGCCUCUGUGUUCACUGCCCUCUGUGUUCUAAUUGACUGGAGUGUUUCAGUGCAACUGACCUGUGUUCACAUUGUUCCUGUACCAGGUAGAAAAAUAAAGAUGCCAUCAAGGAG
Condylura cristata (star-nosed mole) is the source of this 1883-nucleotide messenger RNA. RefSeq names its product glucose-6-phosphate isomerase (gene GPI). NCBI's taxonomy places the organism in Eukaryota, Metazoa, Chordata, Mammalia, Eulipotyphla, Talpidae. The coding region runs from base 16 to 1647 and encodes 543 amino acids. The transcript is spliced from 17 exons. Gene Ontology annotation, cellular component: cytosol. The record is from RefSeq and is a predicted model, not a curated record. Gene Ontology annotation, molecular function: monosaccharide binding; glucose-6-phosphate isomerase activity; carbohydrate derivative binding. Gene Ontology annotation, biological process: gluconeogenesis; glycolytic process; glucose 6-phosphate metabolic process.